This is a messenger RNA of Perca fluviatilis (European perch), 2396 nucleotides long. RefSeq lists its product as uncharacterized. The transcript is spliced from 5 exons. The coding region runs from base 127 to 1419 and encodes 430 amino acids. Gene Ontology annotation, biological process: Notch signaling pathway; protein ubiquitination. NCBI's taxonomy places the organism in Eukaryota, Metazoa, Chordata, Actinopteri, Perciformes, Percidae. The record is from RefSeq and is a predicted model, not a curated record.
CAGACAGCCGGUGAACACGGCAGACAACCUGGAGCUGAAAGCGAAAGCAAAAAGCAGCAGCAGGUCAGCGCUUAGUUCAGAGAGACGACAACACGGCGCUGCUACAGUUCACAAGAGCUCUGCAGUAUGGAGUUUAUCACAGACAUCCAUCUCAUCAUUGAUAAAACUGCUUACGUAGACUCUGGAAGACUAAUGAGGAUUCUUCAACCGUACAGUCCUGAAAAUAAAGCUUCCUGCUACAUAGUGAGAGGAACCUAUGAGGAGCUGGAGCAGCUGACCACCCAACUGCAACGGAGGCAUAGCUCCAGUCCCGUCACACGCGGAUCAACCCGUCAGCAGGACGAGCAUGCUUCACCUCAUGUCAAACCUGUGGAAGUAUCGGUGUUUGUUAUGGCCUACAUUGAGCAAAGAUGUGCCCAAGAACUUGAGAAAAUUCAAGGGAACAGCAUUGCCAUUGAAAAACAGCCUGACCCCAGAACAGUACACCAUAAACCCAGCGGCACAGUACGGGUGACUUUCAGAUCGCUCCAUGGCUCCUCGCACCGUGUCCGUGCUGACUUUGUCAGACAGCGAUUCAUCACAUUUUACCAGCGGACUGCCUCUGACCUGCAGGUCGCUUCUGUCCCUGUGGGUCCGCAUGACCACAAAGAACUGCAGAAGAGAUUUCCACGCCUCCUCUUGAAGCCCAGCCACAGAAGAUCUGAAGUAAAUGUGACCGGGCCUUUUGGACACAUUGCUAACUUAAAAGAGUUCCUUUCACAAAACAGGCCGAGCUCUAGCAAGAGUCCAGUGAACAAAGGUCCAGCAGAGGCUCCAAGCAGCAGAACCUCGGAUCCAUCUACACGCAGCAAAGAUCCCGAAGAAGAAGCAUGUCCAAUCUGUAUGGAACCGAUAGCAACCGCCGAGAAAAAGACUCUGCGGUGCAAGCACUCGUUCUGCAGAAACUGUCUGAAAACAGCCUUCGACUACAAGCCUGUGUGCCCGACUUGUGGAGAGUUGUACGGCACUUUGAAAGGGACACAACCUGAUGGAGGCGAGAUGAGGUCCACCACAAGCUCCGCAUCUCUGCCUGGAUAUGAGAAAUAUGGAACAAUAAUCAUCAGUUAUUACAUUCCAAGUGGCAUACAAAAGGAGGAGCAUCCUAAUCCCGGGCAGCCAUAUGAAGGUGCGUCCCGUACAGCCUAUCUCCCAGACUCCUCGGAGGGCCAACGGAUCCUCAAACUGCUGAGGCGGGCCUUCGAUCAGAGACUGGUCUUCACUGUGGGUCGCUCCACCACCAGCGGCAGGAACAACAUGGUCACAUGGAACGAUAUUCACCACAAAACCUCCACACAUGGGGGACCGACUCACUAUGGAUACCCAGACCCUGAUUAUCUCCGCCGAGUGGGAGAUGAACUCAAAGCCAAGGGAAUUCAAUGAGUCACUUUAAGAGACGAGACAAGACCGACCCUUUUGAAGGUUUGAGACCGCGUCAACACCAAGACCAGAUGUGUGUUAGCCAGCCAGAGCUUCCUCUCCUGUCUCCUGCAUUCACUUUCUAAUGUGUGUGUAAAGGGGGCAGGGAGAGGGGGGUUUACGGUAACACAUUUCAUAUUAGAGAUGAGUCAAGUUAUUGGUUGCAUUUGCGAGUUUUAACACAUAGGCAUAAAUCAGACAAUGCACAGGCAGAUUAGUGAAAUCCCUGCAGGUGUGGUCUUGAAAUAAAAUCACGAAUCCUCUUUAUCCGAGACCGAGACAAGACCGAGUAAAAACGUGGUCAAUUCUGAGACGAGACCUUCAAAAAGUGGUCCUAAGAUCCAUCUCGAGUACUACAACACUGCUCCUGGCACGGACAAUGUACUUCAAUUUACUUACCAUCUCUUCAAGGUGGAGCUUUCAACUCUAAUAUGAUGCUGGAUAAAUUAAUGAAUAAUAAUGCAUGUUAUUUUAAUUGGGAUAUUUUGUGAGUAAAACCUGAAUCUGCAAUGUAACCAGUAACAUUUCUGUCAGGUAAAUGUAGUAGUAAAAUGUUUUCCUCUGAAGUACACAGUAAGUCGGUAGUAUAGUUGGGUUGCUUAAAGGGCCUUCUGUAAGUGAUUGCCGAGUACAAUGAGUUAGAAUAUUAACAUUCAAUAGUGUUUUUCAUAUUUAAACAUAAUAAAUCUGUAUACCUUGGUAAUGUGGUAAAGUAAGUCUGCUCUUGGUGUUUUUGUUCCGUGAACCAGAGUGUAUUUCACCUGUGUUUCUGACCGGGUGUGACACAACUGUCCUUAAGUCUUCCAAAUGGCUUAAAUAUAUUUGAAAAAUAAGGUCUUAGAUUUUGUUCACAAAGGUCUAACACUUGUAUUAUCCUUUCAUAAAAUAACUGUUCUGUCACAAAGCAUGUAUGUAUUGACAAUAAAACGUAUUAAGUUCAA